This is a messenger RNA of Lachancea mirantina, 891 nucleotides long. The record is from the annotation of a GenBank genome assembly. Lineage: Eukaryota; Fungi; Ascomycota; Saccharomycetes; Saccharomycetales; Saccharomycetaceae.
AUGCCAAUUGGAAUGUCCCAUACGCUCUGUUUAGCGCUGGAAGUUGUGACGGGUAGACAUGCGGAGGAUGAAUUGAGAGAAUUGCCACUAUUCAAAGAAUGGAGAGAGGAGACCGGUAACAAGAACAAACGGCCGUGGAAUGAGGUCCAAAAGAGAAGGAAAAGCGAAAGAAGCGUUGUCAAAAAGAGGGUGUCUCUACCGCUGGCCGCGUAUAGUGCGUACCGGGAAUCUGCGUUUGUUUGUCAUUCCGAGACCGGAGAGCUUAUAGUGAACGAAUCCGAAAUCAGACGUGAACUUCGCAUGCAGAACUUAUAUCGAUACCGAACAUUGGGCAAAGACACCAUUCGACCCCUGGGCGUUUACAAAACGGCUAAAGAGCUCGAAGAAAUGAUGGAAGGAGCAGCUGUGGAAAAUGCACCACAAGACGAAACGAAUUCGGAGCGAAACUUGGCGGAGGAUGAGCUACAGCAAGAAAUGUUGCCUCCACAUCAAAACGAGAUCUCAAACAUCGUCAUCGACAGCCUUCCCGUGCAUGUUGACGUCGAUUUGGACCAAGACAUUCCUGAUGCCGACAGUGGGAUAGAUUCUUACGACUAUGACGAGGAUCACGAAGAUAUAGAAGUGGAUGAGCAGCACAUUUCGGCAAGCGACGCACUUCGGGCGAGAAGCGGACUUUCUGUUGGGCAGCUGAACGAAAUUCCGCGUCUCGAGGGGUUAAGUGAUAUAUUGUCCAUUGAAACAAUAGCGCAACCCGCUUACAACCAGGAAAAUCUCGGUAGCGAACAAAAUGAAAUAGAUGACGAAAACGAAGAGGAUUUUGAACCUGGUUUCGGCCAUUCCCCCGCUGAGCCUUCCUCUUUGAGCGAUAACGAGUAUCGAAGGUCCAAAUGA